Molecule: messenger RNA, 2525 nt
Organism: Suricata suricatta (meerkat)
Lineage: Eukaryota; Metazoa; Chordata; Mammalia; Carnivora; Herpestidae
Gene: PRKAR1B
Product: protein kinase cAMP-dependent type I regulatory subunit beta
Exons: 10
Coding region: 22-1134 (370 amino acids)
Source: RefSeq, a predicted model, not a curated record
GAGGCUAGAAGCGAGGCCACCAUGGCAUCCCCGUCAUCCUGCCCGGUGGAGGAGGAUGAGAGCCUGAAGGGGUGUGAGCUGUACGUCCAGAAGCAUGGUGUGCAGCAGGUCCUCAAGGACUGCAUCGUGCACCUGUGCAUCGCCAAGCCCGACAGGCCCAUGAGGUUCCUGCGGGAGCACUUCGAGCGGCUGGAGAAGGGACCCCUGCAGCCCCAGGCUUAUUCCUGCAUGAACGCUGCCCCUCACCUCUUCCUGUUCAUCUGUGGGACAGCGGGCCCUGAGCGUGACGGGGUCCUUGGACCCCUUGGCGACCUGUCUGUCCAUGUUCUCCUGCAGGUCAUCCCCAAGGACUAUAAGACCAUGACCGCACUGGCCAAGGCCAUCUCCAAGAACGUGCUGUUCGCUCACCUGGAUGACAAUGAGAGAAGUGACAUAUUCGAUGCCAUGUUCCCCGUCACGCACAUCGCUGGAGAGACUGUCAUCCAGCAAGGGGACGAAGGUGAUAACUUCUACGUGAUCGACCAAGGAGAAGUGGACGUGUAUGUUAACGGAGAGUGGGUGACCAGCAUCAGCGAAGGGGGCAGCUUUGGGGAGCUGGCACUUAUCUACGGCACCCCCAGGGCAGCGACCGUGAAAGCCAAGACAGACCUCAAGCUCUGGGGCAUUGACCGGGACAGCUACAGGCGCAUCCUCAUGGGCAGCACCCUGAGAAAGCGCAAGAUGUACGAGGAGUUUCUCAGCAAGGUCUCCAUCCUGGAGUCCCUGGAGAAGUGGGAGCGCCUGACCGUGGCCGACGCCUUGGAGCCUGUGCAGUUUGAGGACGGAGAGAAGAUCGUGGUCCAAGGGGAGCCUGGGGACGACUUCUUCAUCAUCACAGAGGGUACCGCCUCUGUCCUCCAGCGCCGGUCCCCCAAUGAAGAGUAUGUGGAGGUGGGGCGCCUGGGGCCCUCUGACUACUUCGGGGAGAUCGCGCUGCUACUGAACCGUCCCCGGGCGGCAACUGUGGUGGCCCGGGGGCCCCUCAAGUGCGUCAAGCUGGACCGGCCCCGCUUCGAGCGCGUGCUGGGUCCCUGCUCUGAGAUCCUCAAGAGGAACAUCCAGCGCUACAACAGCUUCAUCUCCCUCACGGUCUGAGUCCCGCCCCGCGGUCCCGCCCUGGCCCCGCCCCCGCGGCCCUGCUUCAGCUGCAUGUCCCUGUGCCCGCGACACCACGGGGGCCGCUCCUCCCUCUGGACUCCUGUUUGGAAUAAAACAGCCACCUUGCGCGUGUCAAACACAAAGGGCCCCCAAGACCCCCAGGCCUCGGAGAUGCCAGUGCCAGCCUCCCCCUCUGCAGCUUUCGGCCUCGUCCACGGGGACCCAGUCUCCCUCCUCCCUGAGUCUCUGGGGGCGCAGGGGCCACUGUGAGCCCAGGCCAGCCUCAGGGACUGGGCUGGCCAGGCCAGAUGGGGAUGUGCACUUGCUACCCUCCCCCCCCUCCCCGCCCCCUCGGGCCCGAGGCAUCAGGUCACCAGGGCUGCAGUCUUUAGUGUGGCACAGUGAUGUCAAAGGGGGUAUCCUAUGGGGAUCCCCCACUUCUAGGGAUUCCGUGUCCGGGAGAGAAGGUCCCUGCUUCAGAGGGUCCUGCUAGAGACCCCAGGCAUGAGAAUGACUGAAGGUGGCCCCUGUCCCAGAGAGGAGUGGCUGCAGGCGAGCCCCCACUCCCUGGGGCCAGGAGCCCCUCAUCCCCCAGGGCCAGGAGCCCCACACUCCCAGGGCCAGGAGCCCCCCAUCCCCCAGGGCCAGGAGCCCCACACCCCCGGAGCCAUGAGCCUUAGAGGAGAGAUGCCCUUGGCUUUCUGGGGAAUUGCCCCUCAGGGUGGCCAGCGUGCCCAACAGGCAGGGGCAGCAGGUCACCCUAGCUGGGCUGGACGCCCCGGACAGGAAGGAAACACCAGGAGUUGGGGACUUUCCACCAUCCAGGGAGCACUGUUCUCGCAGGGUUGGGGUGGGGGUCAGAUGAUGUUCGCUUCCUUUCGAGCAGUGCCUUGGGGACCUUGUGAGGCAGAGGAGGGGUUUUCUAGACACGCUCUGGGUACGGCUCUGACUGCCACAGGCUCCUCAGCUGCCCAGCAGAUGCCCCACCGGACACAAGCCCUUGCCCUGGGGAGCAGGCACUUUCCAAGCCUCUGUCCUCCUGAAGCAGGAAAUAUAGAAACCAAACAGCCAGGCUGCACACACCCAAGUCGACGAUGGAUUGAACCCCCACUUGGACGUGUUUUCAGUCCACUUUAGCUGGAGCUAGAGAGCCUGGGGGCAGGACAGAGAGCCUCGAGGUGGCCUCUGGUGACAGAAAUGAGAACGGGGUCGUGCAGUUAACACGACUUUGCCCCCCUGUGCACGUCUGGGAAGCUGCCGAUCUGAGGCGACCCCCUGCCAGCCCUGCCUUUGCCCCUAGAUCUUCUGUGACUCAUGAGCCGCCACGUGUACCUCCAAGUUCUCGAUGCCGCAUGUGUAUUAAAUGUGCCGUGAAGUACCUCUCCCCA